Scylla paramamosain (green mud crab) is the source of this 2502-nucleotide messenger RNA. RefSeq lists its product as uncharacterized. Bases 149 to 787 code for a protein of 212 amino acids. The transcript has 5 exons. NCBI's taxonomy places the organism in Eukaryota, Metazoa, Arthropoda, Malacostraca, Decapoda, Portunidae. The record is from RefSeq and is a predicted model, not a curated record.
UUCCCCCCCGCGUGGCAUGGAGUCUUCAGACCUCUCCGUGCCUUGCAAGGAUCCACUCGUCUCCUGGCAGUGUCGUAGCAGCCGUGGACUAUACCUGUGACGACAUCCACUUACUGAAGCUGCUCCCUAAUCCUACAUAGCCACCAAGAUGCACACCCCAAAGUCCGUGUUGGUGGCCGUCUGCCUCGUCUGCCUCACGCCCGUGCUCGCCGCAGCUGACGGAGACGCUGAUGGAGAGGUGUUGAAAGCGGAGGCGAGAUACGUUACACAUGACGAGAAAGGUUUCGGCAAGUUGCAAAUCGCUGUGCCGAUAGCUGCUCACGGCGCGGUUAUCGUGGCUGUUGUUGUGUUCUUCCGGGAGCUCGCUCUCGGCAUUGCCGACCGCCUGGACUACGAGUACGAAUAUGAGUACGACUAUGACUACGCGCCGGAGCUCUUCGAGAGGUAUGACGCCCCUCACCAAGGCUAUCAGGGCCGCCCGGCACGCCGCCGCCCAGCCCGCGACACCCAGGCCGGUACGCUAACCCGCCUCACCGACAUCAUCGACCCCGUGGAGGCGACCUUCUCCCUGCUGCAGGUGAACGACAUGUCCUGCAGGCAGCGCGUGGUGUGCGAGGUGCAGCGCUCCGCCUCCGCCGUGCCCCUUAUCGGCUCCUUCCUUCAGCAGCUCAGCACGUCCAUCCCUGGCCUACAGCAUUACCGGGAAGCACAGUUCGCAGGCGCAGCUCUCGAGGACUGCGCCCUGCUCUUCGCUAACUGUCCUGAAGAAUCUUUGGUCGAGAACUGAAGACCGCCACCUUCCUCUCGCGUGUUGAAGAAACUGUUAUGUUGAUUAUUGUUGUUGUAUUGUUGUUUGACGACUAAUGAUGCUAUGUGUGAAUGUGUGGGUUUGUGUUUAUGUGUGUAGACAGAUAGAUAGACAGAAGGGUAUAGAUAGACUGAGGUAGAUAGACAGGAAGACAUACGGGCAGACAGACUGACAGACACUGACACACAGACAAACGGUGAUACGAAAAAAGAAGACAUACAGUGACACAGAAGGGAAACAGGGACUGACAGAGGCAGACAUAUAUGGGCAGUAAAUAGAUGACCAAAACAAACAAUUACGUGGAUAAACAGAAAGACGAGACAAAAAUAAGAAAGGACUAGACGCAGACCCAUGUGCAGACAAACAAACAGACUAACAGACGGACAAACAGACACAGACGAAGGAAGUAAAAUGGACAGACAGGAAGACAGACAGACAGGAAGAUAGACAGACAGGAAGACAGACAGACAGGAAGACAGACAGACGGGGAGACAUAAGAACGCGUACAGACAGAAGAGAUAACUGACAGAAAGAUGGACAGAUAAACAGCCAAGGGAGUAGAGAGAGAGAGAGAGAGAGAGAGAGAGAGAGAGAGAGAGAGAGAGAGAGAGAGAGAGAGAGAGAGAGAGAGAGACUAAUGACAGACAAAUAGACCAGUGUUAAUUAUGAUAUGACCAAAAAGAGACCUACAAAUUUCAUGACCAAAAUGACAUGACGUACUUGCCCAAAACAAAUGCAAGACUGACUGACUGACUGACUGACGGAUACCAAAGACUACAAUUAGAGACUGAGUGACGGAAAGACGAAGACCGAUACUAAUUAUUCCUUUCCUUCUCCUUCUUUCCUGUCUCUUCUAUUAAGAUUCAAGUUUUUAAUAUUUGAUGUCGUUUUGUGAUCCUUCUUUUGUAAAUGCGUGUAACUCUCUUUCUUUAUUUCGUGUUUUUAGCUUUCUCUUUUUCCUCCUUCAUCCUCUUCCUCCUCUUCUUUUUAUUGUUACCACUUCGCUACACUUCCUCCUCCUCCUCUUUCUCCUUAUCAUUUCCUGCUUCUCGUCCUCCUCCUCCUCUUCCUCCUUCUCCUCCUUAUCUCAAACAUGAGUUACCAGUAUUGACUGACCAAAGAGUGUGACUGACUCCCAAAGACACGACCAACCAGGAAAUUGACUUAUUAUGACAUUGUAAAAAUAAGAAAAUAGUGGAAUGAAUGAAAUGUAACUGACUGACGGGCAAUGGGGUGAUGUGACUUGGUUCUGAUUGACAUUAAAACUGACAUGACGAUUGGAAUUUGCUGACUUACUGACGUGAAAUAAUGUUCAUGAUUGAUAUACGAUUUUUUUUCUUUUUUUUUUUUCAAGAUUGGUGUUAAUUUUGUGUUCAGAAUCUUUGUUGAAAAAGAUUGUGUUAUAUUUUAUUUUUCUGUCUACUUGAACUAACUCUAUCUAAUUGGUUGUUCUUGAAAUUGCUGUAAUUAGAUUUUAAACUACUAAGUAUUUAUUGCUAUUUAUUUUGUUAUUUAAUUUUGUAAGGUAUGAAACAAAUGUGUUAAUGUACUUGUUAUUCGUGUGAGUCUAAACAUUUUCUAAAGUUAAGUAUUUAUUGUCUUUUUAUUCUGGAGAAGAGAUAAGAGAAUAUAAAGUCAUUGUGAAAGGUUUUGCAAAUACAUUGCCUAAAUAAAGUCAAGGCUCUCAACAAUGA